UGUGUUUCACGCUGCCAUUAUCAGUUGAGAGGUAAACCACGUGGAGAUUGAGGUCGGAGUACAAAGGAUAAACAUUGUGCAUUUCGCACACGACACAUUUCGAUUAUGUCUGAGAAGAUUGAGGUCGUUGUUAAGAACAUUCAGCAUGGGGAGGGACCCCACUGGGACGACACCACACAGUGCCUGUACUACGUGGACUAUUUCGUUAAUGACGUCCACAGAUACAACGCCGUCACAGGUGACGACAGCCGACUGAACCUUGGAGACUCAUCAGUGAGUAUCAUCAUCCCGCGCCAGAAGGGUGGCUUCGUGGUGAGCCAGAAGACAGACCUCGCCUUCUUGGACUCCUGGGACAGUGGCAAGGUUACCAGCAUUGCCAAGGUCGAGGCCGACGCUAAUAUGAUCAAUGACGGGAAGGUGGAUGCUUCCGGAAGACUUUGGUUCGGGUCUUGUGUCUGUGGUAAGGAUAUCCAUGAGCCUGAAGAUUGGCCAAAGCAUCAGGGCUCAUUGUACAGCCUGGAUGCUGAUGGGAGCGUCAAAAAACACAUCAGUAACAUCAGCAUCAGCAACGGCAUGGACUGGACUGACGACAACAGCGUCAUGUACUACAUCGACUCCAUUCCAAGACAGGUCUGGGCCUUCGACUUUGACAUCACAGCUGGGACUAUAAGCAAUCAGAGAACUGUAGCAGACUUCAGCUCCACUGAAAUCCAAGAUAUGGGGUACGCUGAUGGGAUGGCCAUUGAUACAGAGGGAAAAUUAUGGAUGACAUGUUUUAAUGCUGGAAAAGUUGUCCGAAUUGAUCCCGAGACUGGAACCGUGAUGAGAACUGUCAAGUUCCCAUGCGAAAAGAUCACGUCGUGUUGCUUCGGCGGAGCGGACUUCACCGACCUCUACGUCACAUCAUCGCAGUACCUGAUGACCCCAGCACAGGUGGAGAAAACACCACUGGCUGGGUCAAUCUUCAAGGUCACGGGGCUUGGGGUCCGAGGACGCAAGGCUAACACAUUUUCUGGAUAAGCGGUUCUCCGUUCAGUGCACUUUAAAGAACAAAGAUUGUCGAACACUUGUAAAACUGAUUUCGAUGUAGUGAUGUUUUUGUUCAGCCUUCAGAAGGACUACAGUUAGAACAAUAUACACGAUACAACACGUA
Messenger RNA from Haliotis rubra (blacklip abalone), 1153 nucleotides. RefSeq names its product regucalcin-like. The transcript is spliced from 6 exons. Gene Ontology annotation, biological process: L-ascorbic acid biosynthetic process. Gene Ontology annotation, molecular function: gluconolactonase activity; enzyme regulator activity; calcium ion binding. The coding region runs from base 106 to 1020 and encodes 304 amino acids. Lineage: Eukaryota; Metazoa; Mollusca; Gastropoda; Lepetellida; Haliotidae. The record is from RefSeq and is a predicted model, not a curated record.